UGAAGCAGUAAAAAUCACCGAAGAGAGAGAGGGAGAGAGAGUUGAGAGAUAAUUAGAGUACCCCCUAUUUACAUCUGCACAGAUUUUGUGAGCAUCGUCUCUUUUGCAUUGUAUUUUUCUGUAUAAACAUUUACCUGUCGCUGUUACAAAUGUAAGUGCAUCAUUGCUCUUCUCCCACCACCCUUACACUAAAUAAGGAGUCAAGCUUUUUCUCGAAAAAAAAUUAAUCUUUUUUAAUUUCGUGAUCUGGGAUUUCUUUUUACAUCGGUUGGGAUUUGAGUUGGUGAGGUUGUUCAACCUGAAUGCUCAUCUCAUGAAGGGAUAAUGGUAGAUUGAGAAGUCCUAUCUAGCACAGGAACUCAACUCUCAAGUCACUUCAGCAAUUUUUUCUUGACGAGUCAUGGGAAUUCUGGAUGGACAUGGCUAUUAUUUUAUGUUAUUUUAAGUGAAAAGGCGGUGUUUUAGUGAGGGUGAAGUUUUCUUGAGUUGUUAUAGAAAUCUGAGCAUUCUGGCAUUCCAAUAAUUAAAGAUUGGAGGGGAGAAGAGCAGAGAAGAAGGUGCUGUUUUCGCCUGAAUCUUUCUGUGCCAAAUUUCAAGAUUUAAGCCAAAUUUGACUCUGUCUGAUUUGAAAGCCAGCGUAUGUUUGCAAUGUGGAGGUGAAAAAAGGGAAAUGGGGUUGUAUUUGUUGUGUCGUUUGUGGUGUAGGCAGAGAAUCAUGUGCGAAACAGUGAAGUCUUCAGCUUGAAAAGAACUCUCCCUGCAGAUCCAUUCACAUAGCUGUCUUGGUACCACUUCUGGAACCUGCAUGUUACAUUCACACUCUGGUUAAAAACCAAAUUGUUUGAAGAUAUCAGUGCUUUGACUGAAAAAGAAAAGAAAUAAUAAUUGCUGGGGGAGAAAAAAAUAAGGGGCUUUAUAUAUGUUGGAAGCAUUGAUUCUUGAUUGAAAAGGGCAUUUUUUUUCCUUGGGGGGGUUGGGAGAGAACAGUGAACAAGUCAGCUGUAGAUGCAUGAGUUUCAUCACAACUUUUAGUGGUGGUGGGGCACAGAGAGGCCUAAUAAUGCACCUAAUGUUUCUUGUUAUUGUUUUCAUUUGUAGACAGACAUUCACAUAGUGCUUGAAGUUUGUGGCUGUCCUUUGAGAGAGACAGAAGAAGCUUUUGUUGGGAAGGAUUUCUGUAUAUGUUGUGAAGAUGAGUAGAGAGUUGAAGAAAGGGGAAAAGGUUGAAAAGGGUUCUGCCAUGGCUGAGAAGGUUGUGGUGGCUGUUAAGGCAGCUAAAGAGAUUCCUAAGACUGCUCUGGUUUGGGCUCUGACUCAUGUUGUUCAGCCUGGGGAUUGCAUUACUCUUCUUGUAGUCAUAUCUUCACAUAGUUCUGGUAGGAAAUUAUGGGGCUUCCCGAGAUUCGCUGGAGAUUGUGCUAGUGGUCACAGGAGAUCAAACUCUGGUACAAAUGCAGAACUGAAAUCUGAUAUCACAGAUUAUUGCUCUCAAAUGAUUCUUCAGCUUCAUGAUGUUUAUGAUCCAAAUAAAAUCAAUGUGAAGAUAAAGCUCGUCUCUGGGACGCCAUGUGGAGCAGUCGCUGCAGAGGCGAAGAAAAACCAAGCAAAUUGGGUUGUCUUGGACAAACAUCUUAAAAAUGAGGAAAAGCGUUGUAUGGAGGAACUGCAAUGCAACAUUGUUGUCAUGAAGCGCUCGCAACCGAAGGUUCUACGACUGAAUUUGGUAGGGACAGCUAGAAAGGAGCAAGAAGCAGUCAGCUCCGACGAUAACCAGUCUUCUGAGAAAAAAGAGAACAGAAAGGAUUGCCUGAAUCCCACUCGUGGGCCCCUUGUUACCCCGUCAAGUAGCCCGGAGACAUUCACCGCCACUGAAGCUGGAACGUCGUCAGUUUCAAGCUCCGAUCCUGGAACCUCGCCUUUCUUCAUCACUGACGUGAAGGAUGGCCUUAAGAAAGAGAAACUGCUCGUUACUAAACAAGAACGAGAAAUCGAUGAAUCUAGUUCGGAUUCUGAAAGUGAGACCCUGUCUUCGUCUUCGAGUUUGAGGUUUCAGCCGUGGAUGGCGGAUAUUGUCAGUUCGCGCUGUCAGUCCAUGGAUCAUAUCGGAGAAAGCUCUGGGCGAUAUAGUACUCGUAUGCAAAACCCUGCUACCAAAGCUCUGCUUGAUAAGUUGUGUAAGCAUGACGAUGAAGCUGGCUUUCGAUCCCCAAGCUACCGGUCGAAUCUUGACUUCAGCGGCAGUUUGAGAGAAGCUAUUUCACUGUCGAGAUCAGCUCCACUCGGGCCUCCACCGUUGUGUUCUAUAUGUCAACACAAGACACCCGUAUUUGGGAAGCCUCCUAGGUGGUUCACUUAUGCAGAACUGGAGCAUGCAACCGGAGGGUUUUCACAAGCAAACUUCUUAGCUGAGGGCGGUUAUGGAUCUGUCCAUAGAGGGGUCCUCCCCGAUGGCCAGACGAUUGCGGUCAAGCAGCACAAGCUGGCGAGUUCUCAAGGCGAUCAAGAGUUCUGCUCGGAAGUUGAAGUCCUAAGUUGCGCUCAGCACCGGAAUGUGGUUAUGUUGAUUGGCUUCUGCAUUGAGGAUGGCAGGAGAUUAUUGGUGUAUGAAUACAUCUGCAACGGAUCUCUCGAUUCUCAUCUUUAUGGACGCCAUCAGAAUACGCUACCUUGGACUGCUCGACAGAAGGUCGCAGUUGGAGCAGCUCGUGGGCUGCGGUAUCUUCACGAAGAAUGCAGGGUUGGUUGCAUCGUGCACCGAGACAUGCGGCCCAAUAACAUUCUCCUUACUCAUGAUUUUGAACCCUUGGUGGGAGACUUUGGUCUAGCUAGAUGGCAACCCGAUGGGGAGACAGGAGUCGAAACCAGAGUAAUCGGAACUUUCGGGUACUUGGCACCUGAGUACGCUCAGAGUGGUCAGAUCACAGAAAAAGCGGACGUCUACUCAUUUGGUGUCGUGUUGGUGGAGUUGGUCACUGGGCGCAAAGCAGUCGACCUCAACAGACCUAAGGGCCAGCAGUGCCUCACGGAAUGGGCGCGACCAUUAUUGGAAGCUUAUGCUGUCGAUGAGUUGGUAGAUCCGAGGCUGAGAAACAACUACUCAGAGGGCGAGGUUUACUGUAUGUUGCAUGCUGCAUCAUUGUGCAUACGUCGGGACCCUCAAGCAAGGCCUCGUAUGUCUCAGGUGCUUCGAAUUCUGGAAGGCGAUGGGAUGGAUUCCGGUCAGCUGAUGACACCGGGGUUUGAUGUGGGCAGCCGGAGCGGAAGGAUAUGGUCUGAUCAACAUCAACACCACGUGCCAAAUGAAUUGUCUGGGCGACUUAGCUCGAACCUUUCUCUCAACUAAAGACAGCGAACGACCUUAUGCAUCAACGAGUUGUUUAAAAUUGAUGCCAUCAAGAUUUUUUGCCUUGUGUAUAGCAAUGGUAGUAUAAAGUUUCUGUAAUCAUCACUGAGAAAUGGAUACCCAAUUGCUUGGUUAGUAAUAUAUACAUAUUUUGGUUUGAAACAA
Salvia miltiorrhiza (redroot sage) is the source of this 3508-nucleotide messenger RNA. Its product is annotated as inactive protein kinase SELMODRAFT_444075. Gene Ontology annotation, biological process: protein phosphorylation. The transcript has 10 exons. Gene Ontology annotation, molecular function: ATP binding; protein kinase activity. Lineage: Eukaryota; Viridiplantae; Streptophyta; Magnoliopsida; Lamiales; Lamiaceae. The record is from RefSeq and is a predicted model, not a curated record. Bases 1193 to 3343 code for a protein of 716 amino acids.